AUGUCGGUAUUGUGGACCCCAUUCUCUUCGAAGUCAUUGGACCUAUCGGCCCUAUUAUACUCAGCCCAUCUCCUUCUUCUCUCUGCUCACUCUCUCUCUCUCGUUUUUAAGGAACACACGCGAACACUUUCCAUGGGUCCAUCCGGUCGGAAUCUCCGCCCUGACUGUGCUUCCUCCUCUUCCUCCGCCGCCACCAACUCACCUUUGCGACCAGCAUUCGAUGUACUUGACGUUGAUUGUGAUGGAAAAAUAAGCUACGACGAUCUUCACUCGUUCUACAACAGGUUUUGCCACCAUGACGCCCAAAAACGCGACGUAAUAGGGUCGAUGAUCACGGUGGCGGACACCAACGGAGACGGGUUUGUGGAGUACGAAGAUUUCGAGCGCGUGUUGGAAAUGGGAGGCGGUGGAAAAGCCGCAUGGGAUGGUGGAUUGAUGAUGAAGGAAGUGUUCAGAGUGAUGGACAAGCACGACGGCGACGGCAAGCUUGGCCACAAAGAUCUGAAAAGUUUCCUGGAAUGGGCUGGGAUCGCCGUCACCGAUCAAGACAUCGACGAUAUGAUCGCACUUGGCGGCGGUAACCGAAACGACGGUGUGAGCUUGGAUGGUUUCAUUGGGAUACUAGGUGGCCUUGCAUCUUGA
Molecule: messenger RNA, 642 nt
Organism: Neltuma alba
Lineage: Eukaryota; Viridiplantae; Streptophyta; Magnoliopsida; Fabales; Fabaceae
Product: calcium-binding protein CP1-like
Exons: 1
Coding region: 1-642 (213 amino acids)
Molecular function (GO): calcium ion binding
Source: RefSeq, a predicted model, not a curated record